ACGACGUGAAGCGGAAACAGUCCGUUCUCUCAAAAUGUCCGCGGCCGAUGAAGACACGUUGCCUCAGGAGGAUGACGAGUUUGAGGACAUGGAGGCGAGUGGAAGCGACGAGGAUGAUAUGGAGGGAGGUGGACAGAACGGGGACGUAGAGGAAAAAGUUUAUGUCCCCGGUCUGGAAGCGCUCCAGCCAGGAGAAGAGCUCGAGAUGGACCGCUCCGCUUACCGCAUGUAUCACGAGUGCCAGACUGGUGCCCCAUGUCUGAGUUUUGAUGUGGUGCGUGAUGGUGAAGGAGAGGGGAGAGAGCAGUUUCCUCUCUCUAUGGUGCUUUGUGCUGGAACACAGGCGGACACCGCGUUCAGCAACAGGCUUAUUGUCAUGCGCAUGCACAAUCUUCAUGAAACUGACAAAGAAAAAGAUGAAAAUGAAAGCAGUGAUGGAGAAAGUGAUGAAGAUGAGGAAGACGAGGAUAGGAAACCACAGUUGGAACUGGCCAUGAUGCCACAUUAUGGUGGGAUCAACAGAGUCAGAGUCACCCAGCGAGGGGAACAGGCAUUGGCUGCUGUCUGGUCAGAGAAAGGCCAGUUGGAGAUUUUUGACCUCCGACCUCAGCUUGAGGCAGUACACAGUUCAUCAGUGAUGUCAGCUUUUAUCAAGCAACAGAAGGAAGCCACGCCCCUUUUCAGUUUUACUGGUCACAUGUCAGAAGGAUUUGCCAUUGAUUGGUCACCCAAAGUACCAGGACGCCUGGUAAGCGGCGACUGCAAGAAGAACAUUCAUGUCUGGGAGCCACAGGAGGGUGGGACUUGGAAGAUUGACCAACGGCCUUUCAGCUCACACAGCAAGUCUGUUGAGGACCUACAGUGGUCACCUACUGAAGCCACGGUUUUUGCAUCGUGCUCAGUGGAUCAGUCCAUUCGCAUUUGGGACUUAAGGGCCCCACCUAAUUCUAUGCUUUCAGCCAAUGAGGCUCAUUCUUCAGAUGUCAAUGUGAUCAGCUGGAACCGAACUGAACCAUUUAUUUUGUCUGGAGGAGAUGAUGGCCUCCUGAAAGUCUGGGAUUUAAGGCAGUUCAAGUCUGGACAUCCAGUGGCCAGUUUUAAGCAGCACAGUGCACCCGUGACGUCGGUCCAGUGGAGCCCUGUUGACUCUAGUGUGUUUGCCGCCUCUGGAGCUGAUGAUGUCAUCAGCCAAUGGGAUCUGUCAGUGGAAUCAUGUGACGUGGGAGAACAGGCAGAUGGCUUAAAACAGCUACCACCACAACUACUGUUCCUUCACCAGGGCCAGAAAGAAGUGAAGGAGGUCCACUGGCACCCACAGAUUCCUGGAGUUCUCAUUUCCACAGCACUGUCAGGAUUCAACAUCUUCAGAACAAUUUCUGUUUAACUCUUUCUAUGUGUGUGUGUGUGUGUGUGUGUGUGUGAGUGAAACAGACAGAUUUGUUUCAGGCAUAAAUGGUGUGCAUGUGUAUAAUUUUUAAUGUACAUAUAGAAGGAUGAAUGGAACAUCUUGGUAUGCAUGACUUGUAUGCAUUUCUGUCAUUUUCCCACCCUUUUCUUGUGGAACCGAUUUUUCAACUUCUUGAGACAGAAAUUAUGUAAUUGUAUGUGACAAAUUACUAAUUCGUUAAAACUCUGUUCUGAAUCAAGUGUA
Pimephales promelas (fathead minnow) is the source of this 1651-nucleotide messenger RNA. RefSeq names its product glutamate-rich WD repeat containing 1 (gene grwd1). Gene Ontology annotation, cellular component: nucleolus. The record is from RefSeq and is a predicted model, not a curated record. Lineage: Eukaryota; Metazoa; Chordata; Actinopteri; Cypriniformes; Leuciscidae. Gene Ontology annotation, biological process: ribosome biogenesis. Gene Ontology annotation, molecular function: protein binding.